UCUAAACGACGUCGUGUUAGGACGUUUUCGUCUCCUACAACCCUGGUCUUAAACCCUCUCCCUCGCCGCGAUUCUUAUUAUCGGAAAACCCUGAGAGAGAGAGAGAUGGGGAGAUCGAGAAGAAAGUACAAGAAUUCGAGGGCGAAGGUAAAGGUUGGGCUACCGAGGAAGAACCCUAAUGUCUUCAAGCCUGCCUUCAACCUCCCGCCGAAGCUCCGCUCUCUAAUGGCGGACAAUCUCCCUUCCUGGGACGACAAGGCCAGUGUUGUUGAGAACUACAAGUCCUUCGGUGUCGUCUCUAAUCCUAACUUCCUCGGCGUCCGAUCGCGUACGGACCAUCUCGUCGAGGCCGAUUCUCUCAAUGUUCCUUCUCCACCGGAGCCGCCGACCGAUGAUCCUCUCGUCAAGGAGUUCCAGCCCAUCGAUUCCGGCAGCGAUCUCGAGGAAGACGAUCUUAAGACAGCGCUCGGGAAGCAGAGAAAAGACGGGAAACACACACCUUUGCAGCCGCUGACAACUAUGCAACGCAAACAUAUCAGUUCUUUGAUUGGAAAAUACAGAGAUGACUACAAGGCCAUGGCUCGGGACACAAAGCUAAACGCGAUGCAGCAUACGGUUUCAGCUCUGCGGAAGCUUUGCUCAAGAUAUCACAUGCACAAAGAUAAGAACCCUAUGUUAGUUCCAAGCUAAGACUCUACUUGUCCCUGAUCCUCAUCUCUUCCUGUUUGAACUCAUGACAAUGUUGUAAUGGUUACCUGUUUCAUGUUCCUAGAGUGUUGUCCCUAGAGCCUCUUCUUGUAAAACUGCGGACAGACCCUUUUCUCGGGUCUGAAUAGGAAAAGUUGAAAACUUGUGGACUUACACA
Tarenaya hassleriana is the source of this 865-nucleotide messenger RNA. RefSeq lists its product as uncharacterized. The coding region runs from base 106 to 690 and encodes 194 amino acids. Gene Ontology annotation, biological process: ribosomal large subunit biogenesis. The transcript has 3 exons. The record is from RefSeq and is a predicted model, not a curated record. NCBI's taxonomy places the organism in Eukaryota, Viridiplantae, Streptophyta, Magnoliopsida, Brassicales, Cleomaceae. Gene Ontology annotation, cellular component: nucleolus.